Messenger RNA from Xyrauchen texanus (razorback sucker), 1821 nucleotides. Its product is annotated as general transcription factor II-I repeat domain-containing protein 2A-like. Bases 1 to 1821 code for a protein of 606 amino acids. The record is from RefSeq and is a predicted model, not a curated record. NCBI's taxonomy places the organism in Eukaryota, Metazoa, Chordata, Actinopteri, Cypriniformes, Catostomidae. Gene Ontology annotation, molecular function: protein dimerization activity. The transcript is spliced from 4 exons.
AUGGAUGACCACAACCUUGAAGGAGCUCGUCAGAUUCUUGUGAAUGAAAUGAUAAAGACAAAGCCAAAUGGAUCCCUUGUUAAGAAACAGAUGGACAUGACGUUUGCUCUUCGCAGAAAAGAAGUUGUCAAAGACAAGCCUGACAUCAGCCAGAUGGGUAAUUACGAGUUCAACAGAUUGGUGGGGAUAACUCUCAGAGGGAACUUCUUUGAUGCACUUGACCAUUUCUCUCCAAGCCAGAUGGACCUCUUCAGGAAGAAAAAAGGUAUUUUUUGUCAGACAAAGGAGUCUGCCCUCAAGGCGUCUUACUCUGUGGCACUGGAGCUUGCUAAAGCCAAGAAGCCCUUGUCAGAUGGUGAAAUGGUGAAGAGGUGUGCAAUGGAAAUGGCCAAAUCAUUUGGAGACGAGGAUAUGGCUAAAAACUUUGAAACUGUCUCCUUGUCCCGUCGCACAGUGACACGCAGAAUUUUUGACAUCCAUAAUCACGUCGAUGGCAAAUUGAAACAAGUCAUGCACAACUGCAAAUACUUCUCAUUAGCGUUGGAUGAGAGCACAGAUGUGACGGAUAUUAGCCAGCUACUGAUUUUCACUAGAACGAUUGACAGUUCAUUUGUUGUACACGAAGAACUUUUAAAAUUGGUGUCGUUGCACAACACUACUAAAGGGACGGAUAUUUUCAACGCCGUUAACUGUGUUGUGAAUGAGUAUGGUGGCUUUGACAAGCUGUCAGCCGUCGUUACUGAUGGCGCACCUGCGAUGCAAGGAAAACACAAUGGUUUCGCCGGGCUCCUCCAACAGAGCGGGGUGGACUGUCCUAUACUGCACUGCAUCAUCCAUCAGGAGGCUCUCUGUGCCAAGACACUUAACUUCAGUCACGUUAUGGAUCUGGUGACUAAAGUUACAAAUCUCAUACGAGGAGGGAAUAGGUCUUUCAGUCACAGGAGGUUUGUAGCUUUUUUGGAUGAAGUGAGCGCGGCGUAUGGGGAUUUACAAAUGCACACCGAGAUUAGAUGGAUGAGCCGAGGAAAGUGUCUGGAGCGGUUUUUUGCGUUGCGCACCGAAAUUCCUGUGUUUUUGGAGUACAGUGUUCGAGGCGAUACAAGUGCCUACACCCGAAAACUCAGAGACACAGAGUUUCUUUGCGAUAUGGCCUUUCUUACGGACGUUACCUCACACCUCAAUCACCUGAACACACAGUUACAGGGGCGAGGCCAAACUGUAUCCGACCUUUACGCACACAUGAAUGCAUUUCGGAGUAAAUUAGAGCUUUUCAAAGAAGAAUUUUCAUCCAAUCGUCAACAUUUUGCACACUUUCCCGCUUGUGAAGAGAUGUGGAGAGAUGUCCCUGAAUGCGAUAACAUUUUUCACAAAUACAGAGCCGACAUCGAAACACUGCAGCAGCAGUUUAAGUGCCGCUUCCAUGAUUUCCACGCCAUGCAGCCACGAAUAGCGUUAUUCACUGACCCCCUCUCUGCUCCUGUCAGCGAGCAACCCUCCGAGUUGCAGCUUGAACUCUGCGAAAUUCAGUCAGACCCGUUUUUUCAAGCAAAGCGCAGUGAGAGGGGAGUUUCAUUUUGGAGGAUACUACCAGAGUCCCGCUUUCCACUUCUCAGGGAUUUUGCACUGUCAAUGGCCAGCAUGUUUGGGAGCACGUACAUUUGCGAGAGCAGCUUCUCCACAAUGAAACAUAUAAAGUUGAAAGAGAGAAACAGGAUCAGCGAUGACGUUCUGUUUCAGCUCAUGAGGAUUGGCUGCACUAACAUUGACAUUGACAUCCAGUCUAUUGUACGCCAGCAGGAGAAACCACAAGUAUCUCAUUAA